Mesocestoides corti is the source of this 465-nucleotide messenger RNA. The record is from the annotation of a GenBank genome assembly. NCBI's taxonomy places the organism in Eukaryota, Metazoa, Platyhelminthes, Cestoda, Cyclophyllidea, Mesocestoididae.
AUGCUUCUGGAAAACCUCUUGUGUCCGCCCACUCACAGUUUCGUUGGCCGUGACGAUCAGCUACCGCAGUGGGCCGCUAGCCACGCUGAGGCAUCCCCUCAAGUUGGACAGCCGCAAAGUGGCACCGGUUCGGCGUCCGCUUCCACGAGCCCCCCAGAGGCGCCACUAGACGCCCUCGCUUCAGCCGUGCGCACCAUCCGUCUCCGACUCCAGACAACCACCCAGACGGCCAACACCGCUGCUGCCGCGAACCCGUUGCCCUCGGACUUUGACAUCUCCCUCUUCGUGUCUCGCCGUGAGUACGAAAACGGGCGUGUCUUGUUGAUGCGCAACGCCCGCGCGAUACCCAGUUUGUGCCGACUUGUUGCCGCCUCCAACCUCCUUCCUGCCAUCGCCACAGUAACCGUGAAUGCCACUACACAGACACAAGUAGCCACGACCGACAGGGCCAACCGACACCGGUGA